GUUAUUAUGGUUGCUAACACCAGGUUCAUAACAUUGCAGAAAUUACCAAUAACGUUCACUGAAAAAUAUGGUUCUGGCCUAUCAAACUCAUUGUAUCUUAACCCUCCAGAUGAUAUUGAAUGGAGAGUAGAUUGGACUAAUCAUGAUGGUGAAAUUUUGUUUAAAAAGGGUUGGAAAGAGUUUGUUGCAUAUUACUCUCUUGAUCAUGGCUAUUUGUUAUGGUUUAAGUAUAAUAUUAGAACUUCUCACAUUAAAGUACACAUAUUUGACAUGAGUUGCCUCCAAAUAGAGUAUCCUGCCAAUGAUCAAAUCAAAGAGCAGCUGCCACGCAGGGGUCAGCAGCAGCCGGUGAAAAGGCCAGAAGAACCAAAAACUAGAGAUGUGGAUAGCAGUUCUAACACCCAAAACAUGAGACUUAACCAGGGACGACAGAAGAAAAGAUUGUAUGAACAAUUGCCAAGAGAUGUCCAGGGCCAACUGAGAAAAAAACUGAGAGCACUAGUGUCAUCUGCUUCUAAAGGUAGACAGUUGAAAAAUGACACACAAAUCAGGGAUUUGGAAAGAAGCCUCAGUUUGCACAAUAUUAAAUCCAAAGAAAAAAACCAUGAGAUGCCAGUCUCUGUCAAUCAAGAUUCUAAUGGCAAAAGGAAUAGAGGAAAAGAUUCUUUAUCUUCUGUUAGGCCCUGUCCUACAAGACCUGAAUCUCUGAAAGAAGCUAAGAAGUUUAAGUGGGAAAAGCCCUCUUUCAUCAUCAAGAUAACGCAACGGUCACAAUCGAGAGCACCAUGUAAUCACUUUUCAAACCAGUGACUCAUGGAAUUCAGCUCUUCAAAGAAGUUAAGGAGCUCAACUCACAGAAUCCUCUUUUAUGGUCAAGAUAAGAGACAGUGAUCCAAAGAGAUCAAGUCCUGUAAGUUUAUUUCGAUAUAUUUUAUCGAUGACAAAACAUAAUAUGCCAUGCAAACUUCUGAGUGCUAGUUUAUACUUAGUUUUACAAAUUGUAAGUUUAUAACUAUUUUUGACCAUACUGAUUCAAAAAUGGGAUGUGAUGCG
Arachis duranensis is the source of this 1053-nucleotide messenger RNA. RefSeq names its product B3 domain-containing protein At4g34400-like. Lineage: Eukaryota; Viridiplantae; Streptophyta; Magnoliopsida; Fabales; Fabaceae. The transcript has 3 exons. Gene Ontology annotation, molecular function: DNA binding. The coding region runs from base 7 to 810 and encodes 267 amino acids. The record is from RefSeq and is a predicted model, not a curated record.